Messenger RNA from Adelges cooleyi (spruce gall adelgid), 3192 nucleotides. RefSeq names its product RNA binding protein fox-1 homolog 2-like. Lineage: Eukaryota; Metazoa; Arthropoda; Insecta; Hemiptera; Adelgidae. The record is from RefSeq and is a predicted model, not a curated record. Gene Ontology annotation, cellular component: cytoplasm; nucleus. The coding region runs from base 575 to 2110 and encodes 511 amino acids. The transcript is spliced from 13 exons. Gene Ontology annotation, biological process: regulation of alternative mRNA splicing, via spliceosome; nervous system development. Gene Ontology annotation, molecular function: mRNA binding.
AGCAGCGCGGCAGGCGACCGUACGGCGUUUCUUCCCGUGUCCAAUCCAUUCGUUAGAUUGUGUUUGUGCCACUGAGCGUCUGGCUCGCUCUGUACGCCGUUAACGAAAAUAAUAUUAAUAUAGUAUAUUCUUCAGUGUAUGUUUCGUUAGUUUUCCAUUCGAUCGUUACCCGUUACGUUUGUUUUUUAUGAUAUAGUUUAGUUUUGUUAUUAUUCGUAUUUUAGUUAAAUUCCCAAUUUCCAAACGGCCCGCGGCCGAAAACAAAACGAUAAAAUUUCUUAAGUUAUUUUAAUACAUAUAUAUAUAUUUUUUUUUUUCGUUUACCAACGGAAGUGCGCGUUGGUCGCCGCUCGUUUUUUUUUUGUGCGCGUGUGUAAAAUUAAGUUUUUGUGUAAUUAAAUCAAAUACAAAAACGAAACGCCAGUAUCAUCGACACGACACCUUCGCGUAGCAUGUUAGGCCGUCGGUCGUACGCCCUUAUAAUUUUGUGAUAAACACGGUUUUAGAAAACGGCCUCAAGCUGUGGGCUGCAACGCCCUAUUUGAUCCCCCAUCAGGGGCUUUACUAUCCGCAAAUGGUUCAAGGAGGUAUUGAUCCAUAUGCAUCUCUGGCUGCUGCAUCGGGAGCUUUUCCUAUGCAGCAGCCCGGUCAAAUGGCCGCGAUGACAUUGAAAAUGGCCAAUCCUCAGCCGCCAACACUGAUGCCGGCAACGGUAACUGCACAACCGACACCGGCUCCUCUUCCCCCGGUGUCUGUAGAUAACGAUCCUCCUCCACCGCCCUCAGCGUAUUCACCUCCCGCUGGUCUUAUGGCAUCUAUAGUAGCUUCUCAACAUCAACACCAACAACAACAGCAACAACAUCAUCAGCAACAACAACAGCAACAACAACAACAACAACAACAGCAGCAGCAGCAACAACAACAACAACAAACGGUUGUCACAGGACUGAUGAAGUCUGAGUCUCAAUCGACUACAGUCACCGCAACAUCACAACCGUUGGAAUGUACUAAUGCCACGAAUGCAUUGACUACACCGGUGUCAGUAUCUGUAGCCUCACCAACGAACGUUACCAAUGUUGGCGCUGGGUCCCCUUGUUCAUCUAGUGAAGACAAAAAUGCCCAGUCAAAGAGACUUCAUGUAUCAAAUAUACCCUUUAGAUUUAGAGAGCCUGACUUGCGUGCCAUGUUUGGGCAAUUUGGACCAAUACUAGAUGUUGAAAUUAUUUUUAAUGAACGAGGAUCAAAGGGAUUCGGUUUUGUAACGUUUGGGAAUAGCGCUGACGCUGAUGAGGCUCGCGAACAUCUUCAUGGAACAGUUGUUGAAGGCAGAAAAAUAGAGGUAAACAAUGCGACGGCUAGAGUACAAACAAAAAAAGUGGCUGCUCCGAUACAAUUACCUAAUGUAUUACUCUCUAGGAACGGAGUAUUGCCAAAUCUUGCUGCUGCAGCCGCGUUAAGAGGAGCGGCUAUACAACGUGGUCGAGCUGUAGCAGCAGCGAAUGCGGUUCGAAACGCUGCAGCUAUGGCGGCAGUAGCCGCAGCAUCUAACGGGGGCUUCUCAUCUGCUGGUGCUCCUGGAUUCAACGCUGCCAGACUACCAGCUACCAGUAUCGCCGUUACACCCAACCAAUUGCAGGCUAUCAAUGCAGCUUCUGGUAGCUAUGCCCCUAAAAUGUGUUUCAGCGGAGUUUACUAUGAUCCAUUCCUGGCAGCUCAAGCUGCAGACAGUAACUACAGGUUACAGGCAGGAGCAGUCAAUGAGGUAGCUGCCGCAGCUGCAGCCGCGUCGCCCCUGCUUAAGGCCGCAGCCGCAGCCCAAGGGACUCCAGCUCUGUCGUCGGCCGCAGCGGUGGCACAGGCGCAACAGGCGUCCUAUGUAGCGGCCGCCACGUACACGGCCGCCGCGGCCAGAGCGUACAACGCAGCGGCCGCGGCCGCCAACAAUCCGAUGGCCAAUCCGGCCGCUGCUACGUACACGGCAUUGCCAGCUGGAUAUACUGGGCGUGAAUACACUACUGCAGAUUCAUACUUAGCUAGCCACGGUAUCGGUCCGGUUACUGGAUAUGGGCCAAUGUACAGAAGUGGCUACAACCGAUUCACCCCGUACUGAUUAUUAUUACAUGUUAUAUCCAAGAAAACAGUCUUAACCAAGCGAUGUUAUAUUUAAAAAAGAAACGGCAGCCAUAUACAUACAGUAGAAUAUUUUAUUCAUCAAUUUAAACUUAUGAGUAUACAAAUUUUAAUUUUUGUAAUUAUUUAUCAAAAUGUUAUUUUUUAGGAUACUUUUUAUUUUUGCUGUUGUAUAAAUCGUAAUACCAAAAUGACCCAAUCUGCCCCCUCCCCUGAACAACCAAAUAUUUUUUGUAUAGUCUAUUAUUAAUGUAGGACAUUUUUUUUUAUUUGUACGUCAUUUUUGUUUUCUAAUUCUCAUGUAAAAACGCAAAAUAGAAUAACGUUGAACAAAAAAUACUUAGAUUAGUAUAUAACAUAUAUAUAUAUUAUUAUUAUGGUUAUAAUUUUUUGAAUCUCUCAAUAUUGUGUUGGUGAGCGGAGUUAACAAAAUUAUCAUUGUGUAAAAAAAAAAAAUACUACUAUUUGUUAUUAUGCAAUAGAUGUAAUAAUAUUUUAAGUAAUGUAAUGAUGCAUGCUAAGUCAUUGUGUCAGAGACUCGUCAUCAACAAUGGCCAACAAUAUUCUUAUAUUAGCUAAAAGUAAAAUGUUAAACUUAACAGUCUUAUGACAAAUGAUCUGAAUUUUCACCAAAAAGCUCUCUAAUUUGUUUAAUUUUUUAUUUUUCUUAAGUUCAUAAUUAUAAUUUAAGUUUUUUUUUAUGAAAGCUCUGAACAAGAUACAUCACUUUAGAUCUGUUUUUGUUAUUAUUAUUACCUAUUAUAUUUACAUUGUGUUAAAUUUAUUUAUUUAAAUAGCGAGUACAAAAAAAAAUGAUGAUGAUUUAAUAUUAUAAUAGCGCACAAUAUAGUAUAUAUAUAUUAUAUAUAUUUUUUUUUUCUUCCUAAAAAAAAAGAACGCACAAACUAUUGUGUAACAAAACCAAAAAACUAUUGUGUACCAAUCACUUGAUUGUUAUACUUGUAUCCAAAUUUUGUUUUCCCAUACCUUUGUUAUUAUUUUAAUUUGUAAUGAUAUUUUAUAAAAUGAACAAUUAUAAUAUUUUAUGGUUCCAAAUUUAAA